AUGAAGCUACACUUUGUCUUUGCCUUGGCCAUUCUUAUCAAGUAUGCAGGAGCCCAGUGCAUAAAAACUCCUAUCUGUACGUCAGGAUGUGCUCCAGAUGAAAACUGCACUGUAGGAAAAUGUGUGUGUAAUGGCAGCAUGUACCAAAAUUUGACAAUUGGUAAUUUUCACCCUACCAUCGUCUGUGAAAACAGCAUAAUUACAGUCGGUGUCAAUCAAUGUCAGUUAGACCUACUUGGUUAUGACCCUUCCUCAAUUCACCUGAGGGAGACAGGAGAAAACUGCAGUUACUUUUUUUCAAAUAUCAGCAAUGGCAGUAGAAGGAUUUUUGUCCAGACCGAAGCAGCAUCAAAUUGGUGUGGAAACACAGUGGAGAGCGAUGAAUCCAAUAUCUAUAUUUCCAACACCAUUUACAUUGAUAUCAAGAAAACAGACAUCAUCACAAAAAAUCCUAUAAAAUUUAACUAUACAUGUGGAUACACACGGAAUAUGCAAACAAGUCUGCAACUGCCUGGAAACAUAACCACUCAAACGGUAGACCUGACGGGAAUCAAUGGGACAGGUUUAUAUCCUGUUACCAUGUCUGCUUAUAAAGAUUUAGCAUGUACAAUUCCAUUUACAAAUGAUGAUACAGUGGUUGUGGGAUCAGACAUCUUUGUGGGAAUAUUUGUGGCAGGAGCUGAUUCAGAUAUAUUCGUUCUCCGGAUAGAGAAAUGUACUGCAAGUCCUACAGAAGAUCGUAAUGGACCAAAUAAUUUUGUUCUUAUAGAAAAUGGCUGUGCCAAGGACACUGUUUCUGCAGAUAUAUAUGUCAAAGAAAAUGGAAAUUCAACAGAAGCACUUUUUAGAAUAAGCUCAUUUAAGUUUCAGAAUUAUGACAGUGUAUACAUUACCUGUGAUGUCCGUUUGUGUGAGAAAAGCAAUGGAACAUGUUCUAAAUGCGCAGCCAGUGGUAAAUCCUCCAACAUAGAUACUAAUGAAAUCCAAAUAGGCCUAAAUAUCGAAGCUAAAUAUGACUUCGCCGACAACGCUGGCAUAAAUACAGUUGCAUCUUGGGCUCUGUUGCUUGGAAUUCAAGCAGCAUUUCUGUUUAUUAAGUUCUUUUGA
Messenger RNA from Nanorana parkeri, 1107 nucleotides. RefSeq names its product pancreatic secretory granule membrane major glycoprotein GP2-like. The transcript has 10 exons. Lineage: Eukaryota; Metazoa; Chordata; Amphibia; Anura; Dicroglossidae. Gene Ontology annotation, biological process: neutrophil migration. Gene Ontology annotation, cellular component: apical plasma membrane; cell surface. The coding region runs from base 1 to 1107 and encodes 368 amino acids. The record is from RefSeq and is a predicted model, not a curated record.